CGUUCUCGUGCUGGAAUCUGGGCUUAAAUUCUGUCAUUCACAGCGCGAUCGCAGAUUUGUUUUGUUCCCUUUGGAAGAAAGGAACUAUGGCGCUGCACCAUGACGAGACCGGCAGGACGACUGCCAGCAGAGUGGCCAAAAAGGCGAAGCGUAGUGAACGAAGUAAAUCGGAACAUGCCCCGUCAUCAACCACUUCACCAACUUCACCAACUUCGCCCACCAAACCGAGCUCACCGAAGAGUGGUGUCACGGAUACACCAGCACAUCCUUCCAGCACAGCGACAAGUCAGGCAAUUGAUCAAGCGCUAAAGCGAAAACGCAAGAUAUACAUUGUCUUCGCCGCGAUGGGAAUACUGGGAUCAGUCCUUCUAGCAUACGUUUUUUUCUUCCGAAGUUCUGGCCAAGGUAGCCAGAAAGGGGCAACGCCAUCCAAGACUAUGCUCGGCAACUUCACCGAAUGGGCUGCUGUAGUAGGGAGUCAAAGCUGUGCUGGAGUGCCCAGAAAAAUAUUCACAAUGAAAGGAACUAUAGGAGACGCGGCUGUGGCCUCCAUUUUGUGCGUCUGCACCGUCAGGCCAAACAAUUGUGGAAUCGGCGGAGGACUUUUCGCCAUCUACUACGACAGGCUAAAUAAAAAGGCUACGGUAAUCAAUGCUCGCGAAACAGCCCCUGCAAAUCUUACGGCUAAAAUGUUGGAAGCCGAAAAUGCGUCAACCAUUGGGCCUCUAUCGACGGGAGUACCCAGCUUCCUAAGCGGUCUGGAUAGCCUUUUGAAGGCAACCAAGAGCAAAGUGAAAUGGAACGAUCUAGUGGCUGACGCGCUCUACUACGCAAAGAAAGGCGUUAUUGUCUCCAAGGAGCUAGCAAAUGACAUACAAAGGAACGCCAAAACUAUCAAUGCGAACAUGGACCUAAAGGAAUACUUAAGUGAAAAAAGGGUAUUCUACAAAGCAGGUGAUACCAUGGUACAGGACCGGAUGGCUGAAACACUGACUGCCAUAGGAAAGGACGGGCCUUCCACGUUUUAUAAGGGUACACUGAGGAAUAAACUUCUGGAUGACAUGAAGCGCAAAGGUUGCAAAAUCACCCAGACGGAUAUGUCCAAUUACAAUGCUGAACAAGAGGAGCCUGUGAAAAUAAAUUUGGCGCCAUAUACUUUGUAUGCUCCGAAAGCGCCGGGCGGGGGCACAGUUCUUGGCUUGAUUUUAGGACUUGUGAGCACUUUCCUCACGAGAGGAGAGUUAAUCGACGACGAGCAGCACAUGCAUUACCUAGUGGAAAGCAUCAAGUACGGAAUGGCACGGCGCACAUCGUUAGCAGACCCAAAGUUCUUCCCUCUUGAAAACGUGCUGAAAGACUUCACCAGUAAAACCUACAUUGAUCGAAUGGCUACCAAGAUUCGUCCAAAGGCUCUCAGAGAUGCCUCGGCUUACGGAAUUACUCCAGUAAAGAAUGACAAGGGCUCUGGUCAAAUUGCCAUCGUCGCAGCGAAUGGAGACGCUGUGGCAAUUACUGCAUCGAUAAAUUCUCCGUUCGGCUCUCAAGUGAUAUCGAAAUCCACGGGAAUCAUCCUGAACAACGUGAUCGACAACUUCUACUUGCGGGACCAAUUCGAUCUAGAUGGAAACCUGGAAACCCCGAACAACAAGAUAUCCCCUGGAAAGCGACCUCUAUCCAACAUGGCGCCAACCAUCGUCACUGACCCCUCUGGGAACGUCGUGGCUGUCGCAUCAAGUACCGGAGGUCCGAAAAUCGUCUCAGGACUCACGCAGGUCUUGGCACGAAUGCUGUGGAUGAAAGCCAAUCCCAAGGUGGCCAUAGACAGUGGCCGCUUGCAUCAUCAACUGAGACCUUACGUACUAUUUGCUGAAUCAUCUGUACCAAAAGAUAUCCUAGAUGGACUGCGCAAGCGCAGCCACGACGUACAGAUUCUUUCCCACUGGGGCAACGAUGUCAUAGCUUUACUCCGCAGGAAGAACCGGAUAUUGGCUGCAUACGAUUUUCGGAAACAGACCGAUGCCGGCGUAGACGGUGGUAUGCAUUCCGCUAAUAAAACAGGAUGA
Messenger RNA from Ornithodoros turicata, 2063 nucleotides. Its product is annotated as scoloptoxin SSD14-like. The transcript is spliced from 12 exons. Gene Ontology annotation, biological process: glutathione catabolic process. Lineage: Eukaryota; Metazoa; Arthropoda; Arachnida; Ixodida; Argasidae. The record is from RefSeq and is a predicted model, not a curated record. Gene Ontology annotation, molecular function: glutathione gamma-glutamate hydrolase. Bases 87 to 2063 code for a protein of 658 amino acids. Gene Ontology annotation, cellular component: plasma membrane.